AUGAAUACAAGAGGCGGGGGUUGGCUGAGUCGACUGUUGCCCCGUACGGCUGAGGGCCGGCUAAAUGACAAAACAGUCAGAGAUUUGGCUAAACUACGGGCGUUGGGCUUUGAUGUGCACAAAUUUGAGCAUGGUGAGAAAGCAGGAGAGGGCGCCUAUAGCAAGGUGUUUAUGGGCGCCUAUACGGGACAGAUUGGAAGCACAGCCGCCACCCGGAGCCGAUACCUGGCGGGGGUAAAGUCGGGAGAGAUAUUUGCCGCCAAGUAUGUACAGUUGGCACACGACGCCCAACCCCUCGACCACUUGUGCCACAUCGUCGAGAAGGGUAUUAUCAAAACUCUCAAACAUCCAAACAUUGUGUCCUUCAGAGUGAACAUCAAUUUAGGUCAACGAGUGAUACUCCGGCCGUUGGUGUCGGCCUACCAAUUGCCAGAUAUUGUCUCCUAUAGGCGCAUGUUUUUGAUCAUGGAGUACGGCGACCAGGGUAGUUUGGAUGCGUUUACCAAUAAUGGUAAACUCAACGAUCAGUUAACGGUGCAAUUCACUGGCGAGUUGUGCUCAGCCAUGGCUUACAUGCACUACAACGGUGUCGCGCAUCUGGACUGUCAUGUAAACAACAUAAUGGUGUUCAGCGCACCGGGCGGUCAGUUUACAGUGAAAUACAUCGACUUCGGUCUGAGCCUGUCGUGUCCGCUAUACGCCAAGUUGGGCGUACAGGUGUGGGGCAGUGAGUGGCGCAAAAUGGCCAAGAUGGACAUGUCGGACCUAGUUCAUGUGUUGCAUUACAUGCUGGACAAGUGCCGUAGGAAUCGGUUGAAUACCGGCGCCGACCUGAGUCAGGUGAGGGCUGUGGCCCGCGAGCUGUUGAACACAAAGAAGCACAUGUUUGAUGUGAUCAAGAAUAUGUCCGACACACAUGGGAAUCAACCGCAGAGACCAUUGUCCGGCACCGGGCGAUGGGUGCAGACAUCUCAACACACGGGCGUUGUCACUACACAACCAACAAGCGCUUGGCUGCCGCCCACACCUACCACUCCGUCUACAUCUGCGAGACAUCCCGGUGUCGGUCAGCAGUUAUUUUUCUACAACAGUCCCAGUGCUGUUUUGGCUCAACCAUCGCCCCCUCCCGGAGCUCAAACACCCGCCAGCGCUGUCACACCGACAAGUUUGCCAUCUGAUAGGCACCCGAGUUGGACAGGCAGUGAAUCAGACACAAGUACUACACCAUCGCUCCCACCCUACCGACGACCACGAAGGGUGGCCUUACCCGGCGGUGUCGCACCGGUCAUGACAGGGCAACACCCGGUACCUGUAUGGGCGCCCGCUACCCACUACUUACCGCCAAUCAAUCGUCUCGAUCGCCUGUACGAUAUGGCGCCCCGAGGCUAUGAGCCAACCCAUGCUUUCCCGGAUCAGAGCCAAUCCGGUGAAGUGCACGUCAGUAGCGGCGGUGAGUACAGCGGUUGGUUGGGAGGUCUGGUGCCCACCCGUACCGGUUACGCAGCGUUGAGGGUUAAGACUGAGCGCGAUGUGGCCAAAGUACGUGAGUUGGGCUUUGAUAUUCAUGUUGGCACAGGUAGGGAGAUUGGCGAGGGAAUGUUUAGCCAGGUAUUUUCCGGCACUUACACCGCACAGAUAAGCGAAUUUCAAAGCACUAGACAGGGCAGGCGCCUGACCCAUGUACAGACCGGGCAAAAGUUUGCCGCGAAAUACGCUCAGUUGGCUAGCGAUGUCAAUCCACUUGAGUACAUGUGCCAUAUCAUCGAGAAGGCUGUGAUGAAAACGCUGAGCCAUCCAAACAUUAUGGCCUACAGAGUGGUCAUUAAUAUUGGCCACCGAGUGAUACUUCGCAAUCUAGCGGGCAAUCAAUCGCCCGAUUACUUGGGCUAUAGGCGGGUCUUUUUGAUCAUGGACUUUGCCGACCAUGGCCAUUUGCUCUACUUUGUCGACCAACACCGUAAACUCACCGAUCAAUUAACGGUUAGAUUCACCGGCGAGUUGGGCUCAGCUUUGGGUUAUAUGCACGCCAAUGGUGUGGCGCACAGCGACUUGCACUACAAAAACAUACUGGUGUUUAGCGCACCGGGCGGUCAGUAUACGGCCAAAUUGACCGACUUUGGUCUGAGCAUAAUCGCUAGACAUGUCCGGCCAAUGGUCACACAUAUCUCAUACACCGGUCAUUGUAUAUUUCUGGAGCACAUCCCAGGGCGGUUGCCGGGCGUCAGACAACUCAUUGACCAAGUCGUCGAGAUGUGUCAAAUCGAUGCCAUCGUUCAUAUAAUUGUUGCUACACUUACACCACUGCCCGGCACCGGGCGAUGGAUGCAGACAUCUCAACACACAGGCGUUGUCACUACACAACCAACAAUAGCUUGGCUGCCGCCCACACCGACCACUCCGUCCACAUCUGCGGGACAUCCCGGUGUCGGUCGUCAGCUAUUUUCCUACACCAGUCCCAGUAUUGGUUCAACUCCUCCCGGAGCUCAAACAUCCGCCAGCGCUGUCACACCAACAAGUUUGCCAUCUAAUAGGCGCCCGAGUUGGACAGGCAGUGAAUCAGACACAAGUACUACACCAUCGCUCCCACACUACCGACGACCACGAAAGGUGGCCUUACCCGGCGGUGUCGUACCGGUCAUGACAGGACAACACCCGGUACCGGUAUUGGCACCGCCUACCCGUUAUCUACCGCCAAUCAAUCGUCUCGAGCGCCUGUACGAUGUGCCGCCUCGUGGCUAUGAGCCAACCCAUGCCCUCCCGGAUCAGAGCCUAUCCGGUGAAGUGCACGUCAGUAGCGGCGGUGAGUACAGCGGUUGGUUAGGAGGCCUGUGUCCCACCCGUACCGGUACGGCACGGCUGAGGGCCAAGACUGAGCACGAUGUGGCCAAAGUACGUGAGUUGGGCUUUGAUAUUCGUAUUGCCACCGGUAUGGAGGUUGGCGAGGGAAUGUUUAGCCAGGUGUUUCCCGGCACAUACACCGCAAAGAUUGGAGAAUUUCAAAGCACUAGACAGGGCAGGCGCCUGACUCAUGUCAAGCCGGGACAAAGGUUUGCCGCGAAAUACGCUCAGUUGGCCACCGGUUUCAAUGCGCUUCCAUACCUGUGCCAUAUCAUCGAAAAGGCUGUGAUGAAAGCGCUGAGCCAUCCAAACAUUAUGGCCUACAGAGUAGUCAUUAAUAUCGGCCAAAGAGUGAUACUUCGCAAUCUAGCGGGCAAUCAAUCGCCCGAUCAUAUGGGCUAUAGGCGGGUCUUUUUGAUCAUGGACUUUGCGGACCAUGGUCAUUUGCUCGAUUUUGUCUACCAAGACAAUAAACUCACUGAUCAAUUGACUGUGAGAUUCACCGGCGAGUUGGGCUCAGCUUUGGGUUAUAUGCACGCCAAUGGUGUGGCGCACAACGACUUGCACCACAAAAACAUACUGGUGUUUAGCGCACCGGGCGGUCAGUAUUCGGUCAAAUUGAUCGACUUUGGUCUAAGCGUAUCGCCCGCCAUUUACGGCCAAUUGGGCGUAAAUGUGCCCCAAAGUGAGUUCAAUCAGAAAGUGAGCGCCGAUUUAAUCGAGCUCAGGACUGUUGUGAAUUUUAUGACGUUCAAUUGCCGCAACAAUCCGGGUAAUGUGGCCGCGGAUUUGAGCCAGGUGGAAAGUCUCUCAAACGAGUUGUUUACAAUGCAAGAGCCGUUGUUGGAUGCGCUCAAAAAAGAAAAAACAUGUCCGACAGGUAUGGGAACUAAUGUGAGGGAAGACUACAACAAAGCGUUGACCCGUCGACCCCAUCGAGUCCCGGCCAAUGGUCACACAUAUCUCAUACACCGGGUGCUACACAUCCCGGAGCGGUUGCCGGGCGUCAGACAACUCAUUGACCAAGUCGUCGAGAUGUGUCAAAUCGAUGCCUUCGUUAAUAUAAUUGUCAAACACACAGACAUGUCUGAUACAUAUGGGAAUCAACCGCAUACACCACUGCCCGGCACCGGGCGAUGGGUGCAGACAUCUCAGCACACAGGCGUUGUCACUACACAACCAACAAGGGCUUGGCUGCCGCCCACACCUACCACUCCGUCCACAUCUGCAGGACAUCCCGGUGUCGGUCAGCAGUUAUUUUCCUACAACAGUCCCAGUGUUGGUUCGGCUCAACCAUCGCCCCCUCCCGGAGCUAAAACACCGGCCAGCGCUGCCACACCAACAAGUUUGCCAUCUAAUAGGCACCCGAGUUGGACAAGCAGUGAAUCAGACACAAGUACUACACCAUCGCUCCCAACUUACCGACGACCACGAAGGGUGGCCUUACCCGGCAGUGUCGCACCGGUCAUGACAGGGCAACCCCCAGUGCCGGUAUUGGCGCCCCCUACCCACUACUUACCGCCAAUCAAUCGUCUCGAUCGCCAGUACGAAGUGGCGCCCCGCGGCUAUGAGCCAACCCAUGCCCUCCCGGAUCAAAGCCUAUCCGGCGAAGUGCACGUCAGUAGUGGCGGUGAGUACAGCGGUUGGUUGGGAGGUCUUUGUCCCACCCGUACCGGUACCGCACGGUUGAGGGCCAAGACUGAGCGCGAUGUGGCCAAAGUACGUAAGUUGGGCUUUGAUAUUCGUAUUGGCCAUGGUAGGGAGAUUGGCGAGGGAAUGUUUAGCCAGGUAUUUCCCGGCACUUACACCGCCAAGAUACAAGAGUUGCAAAGCACCAGACAGGGCAGGCGCCUGACCGGUGUACAGCCGGGGCACAGGUUUGCCGCGAAAUACGCUCAGUUGGCUACCGGUUUCAAUGCGCUGCCAUACCUGUGCCAUAUCAUCGAGAAGGCUGUGAUGAAAGCGCUGAGCCAUCCAAACAUUAUGGCCCACAAAGUGGUCAUUAAUAUCGGCCAACGAGUAAUACUUCGCAAUCUGGCGGGCAAUCAAUCGCCCGAUUACAUGGGCUAUAGGCGGGUCUUUUUGAUCAUGGACUUUGCCGACCAUGGCCAUUUGCUCUACUUUGUCGACCAACACCGUAAACUCACCGAUCAAUUGACGGUGAGAUUCACCGGCGAGUUGGGCUCAGCUUUGGGUUAUAUGCACGCCAAUGGUGUGGCGCACAACGACUUGCACUACAAAAACAUACUGGUGUUUAGCGCACCGGGCGGUCAGUAUACGGCCAAAUUGACCGACUUUGGUCUGAGCGUCUCGCCCGCCAUUUACGGCCAAUUGGGCGUAAAUGUGCCCCAAAGUGAGUUCAAUCAGAAAAUGAGCGCCGAUCUAAUCGAGUUUAAGUAUGUUGUAGAUUUUAUGGCUCACACUUGUCGCAACAAUCCUGGUAAUGUGGGCGCGGAUUUGAGCCAGGUGAAAAGUCUUGCAAACGAGUUGGUCACACUGCAGGUGCCGUUAUUGGAUGCGGUCAAAAAAAAAAAUAGCAAACACACAGACAUGUCUGACACAUAUGGGAAUCAACCGCAGACACCACUGCCCGGCACCGGGCGAAGGGUGCAGACAUCUCAGCACAAGGGCGUUGUCACUACACAACCAACAAGUGUUUGGCUGCCGCCCACACCUACCACUCCGUCGACAUAUGCAGGACAUCCCGGUAUUGGUCAGCAGUUAUUUUCCUACAACAAUCCCAGUAUUGGUUCGGCUCAACCAUCGCUGACUCCCGGAGCUCAAACACCCGCCAGCGCUGUCACACCAACAAGUUUGCCAUCUAAUAGGCACCCGAGUUGGGCAGGCAGUGAAUCAGACACAAGUCCUACCCCAUCGCUUCCACUCUACCGACGACCACGAAGGGUGGCCCUACCCGGCAGUGUCGUACCGGUCAUGACAGGGCAACACCCGGUGCCGGUAUUGGCACCCCCUAACCCUUACCUACCGCCAAUCAAUCGUCUCGAAGGCCAGUACGAAGUGGCGCCCCGCGGCUAUGAGCCAACACAUGUGGUCCCGGAUCAGAGCCUAUCCGGUGAAGUGCACGUCAGUAGCGGCGAUGAGUACAGCGGUUGGUUGGGAGGUCUGGUGCCCACCCGUACCGGUAUGGCAGCGUUGAGGGCAAAGACUGAGCGCGAUGUGGCCAAAGUACGUGAGUUGGGCUUUGAUAUUCAUAUUGGCACCGGUAGGGAGAUUGGCGAGGGAUCGUUUAGCCAGGUGUUUCCCGGCACUUACACCGCACAGAUACGAGAAUUUCAAAGCACUAGACAGGGCAGGCGCCUGACCCAGGUACAGCCGGGGCAAAGGUUUGCCGCGAAAUACGCGCAGUUGGCCACCGGUUACAAUGCGAUUUCAUACCUGUGCCAUAUCAUCGAGAAGGCUGUGAUGAAAACGCUGAGCCAUCCAAACAUUAUGGCCUACAAAGUGGUCAUUAAUAUCGGCCAACGAGUAAUACUUCGCAAUCUAGCGGGCAAUCAAUCGCCCGAUCAUAUGGGCUAUAGGCGGGUCUUUUUGAUCAUGGACUUUGCCGACCAUGGCCAUUUGCUCCAGUUUGUCGACCAAGACAAUAAACUCACCGAUCAAUUGACGGUGAGAUUCACCGGCGAGUUGGGCUCAGCUUUGGGUUAUAUGCACGCCAAUGAUGUCGCGCACAACGACUUGCACUACAAAAACAUACUGGUGUUUAGCGCACCGGGCGGUCAGUAUUCGGUCAAAUUGAUCGACUUUGGUCUGAGCAUAUCGCCCGCCAUUUACGGCCAAUUGGGCGUAAAUGUGCCCCAAAGUGAGUUCUAUGAGAAAGUGAGCGGCGAUAUAUACCAACUCAGGACUGUUGUGAAUUAUAUGACGUCCAAUUGCCGCAACAAUCCGGGUAAUGUGGGCGCCGACUUGAGCCAGGUGGAAAGUUUUGCAAACGAGUUGUACACAUUGUAUGAGCCGUUGUUGGAUGUGCUCAAAAGGAAACGCCCCAUAAUCUCUAAUCCAAUUGAACAUGGCCCAAUGUCUUUUCAUAUGUACUCUGAG
Molecule: messenger RNA, 6897 nt
Organism: Medioppia subpectinata
Lineage: Eukaryota; Metazoa; Arthropoda; Arachnida; Sarcoptiformes; Oppiidae
Source: the annotation of a GenBank genome assembly